UUUCUUGACUUAUAAGGUGGACGAAGGCUUUCUUCAUCAUUUCCUGGAAGACUCAACAAUAGAUUCCGGGAAAAAGGGGAACAUCAGGGCUGAGUGUUUGUAUGCCCUGCCAGUGUGUGCGGCGAGUUUUGUGUGUUAGUGUUCGACCAUCUUUAAAAAGCUCUGUGUCUGCCUGAAUAGAAGGAAGUGGCUCUGACUUCCCCAGGAAAUGAGAAGAGGAAACCCCGGGGUUUCGACCUCUCUGGCUGUACUGGAGCCACAAGACGACUCACAGGAGAGAAAGCAAGAGAGAGAGAAAAAGGGAAGGAGGGAAGGGUGGAGGGUAGAAAGAGAGAUACUGCAUUUCAUUCUGCUGCCCUCUGACUGGAAGGAGAAAAAGUUGAUAGGAAAGAAAUCGGGAAUAGAUUGGACAUAAAGACGUGAGACAAAGAUAUUCGGCCCCAGGUUUUAGUUUUGGACUGGUGUGGAGAUGAAGUUUCUCCUCAGCACUCUGAGCGUUCUGCUUCGCUGCUUGUUGUCCUCCUCACACGCACUGGAUCCUGCUGGGAAGAAUGUCUGCCAUAGCAUCAGCGACCCCUCCACCCUUGUCUGUUGCAUUGGAUGGCGUCAAGAGGGAAAAGAGUGCUCUAUCCCGGUGUGUGAGGGCGAGCAGGCCUGCCUAAAGGAUGAGGUCUGUGUGUAUCCUGGAGUGUGUCGCUGCCCACCUGGCUACUACGGCGCUCACUGCAAAACACGCUGUCCUCCUGAGUUCUGGGCUUCAGACUGUCGCCAAGUGUGUCGGUGCCACCCACACGGCCGGUGUCACCCUGUCACCGGUGAAUGCACCUGCAACCCCAACCGCUGGGGUCCACUGUGCCAAUAUGCCUGCAAGUGCGCCCGCCAUGGCCACUGCCACCCUGUCCACGGAAAUUGCACCUGCGAUGCAGGCUGGUGGUCACUAACCUGCUUUAAGCCAUGCCAAUGCUUCAGUGUGGGCUCUGUGGGCCCCAGCUGUGACCAGCUAACAGGCCGAUGUCAGUGUCAAAGAGGGCACUGGGGGUUGAGGUGUUCCGGCGCUUGCAACUGCCACAUGUCGGCAUGUAACCAGCGGACUGGUGUGUGUGAGUGCGAGGCAGGCUGGUGGGGUCCCGGUUGUGAACGCAAAUGUAACUGUGAGCACAAACACAGCACCUGUGACCCAGCUAACGGGGAGUGCCUGUGCCACCCGGGGUACAAGGGUAUGUUCUGUAACCAGCCCUGUGAAUCUGGGAAGUAUGGCAGUGGGUGUAAAAUGAGUUGUGGUUACUGUAAAGACAACCAGCUUUGCUCUGCCACGGAUGGUGCCUGUGCCGCCUGUGAACCCGGCUGGAACGGUACACAGUGUGACCUCCCAUGCCCGUCUGGUUAUUACGGUGAUGGCUGCCAGGAGAAAUGUCCACAUUGUAGGAACAAUGAACCCUGUGAACCAAAAACUGGGAAAUGUUUGAUGUGUGACCCUGGAUGGACUGGACCCAGGUGUGAGGAGGCCUGCUCCGACAGGACGUUCGGAGAUGGUUGCAGCUUCCUGUGUAGCGCUUGUUUCCAUGGUAACUGCCAUCAUGUGACAGGAAGAUGUGUCUGUCAGCCAGGCUUUCAGGGAGAGAGCUGUAAUAGCAGCUGCCCCGCCCUGCAGUUCGGCCUCAACUGUUCCUCUGUCUGUGACUGUGGUGAUGGGGUCGGCUGCCACCCAGUCACUGGAGUCUGCCCCAACAGUGGCAGAAGUGCUGUACUAGCAGGUGUGCUGGUCCCUUUGCUCCUGGUUCUGUUAGCUGUCCUCUGCUGCUGUUUGUGUUGUGGAGGAGCCCCCGUUGAUGGCAAAGACAGGGCGGCUGUGGCUGAUGGAGGUUUGGCCGUUCGGAUGAAAUAUCACGUCUACAGUGUCCUGGCAAACAUUAGCGCUGCCCUCCCCUGUAUCUCUAAUUGGUCCUCUGGUCUGCCUCGUGUCACUGUAUCUCACCAUGACCCAGAGCUGACCUUCAACCACAGCUUCAUCGAGCCUCCGUCCUCUGGCUGGGUGACUGAGGGGUCAUCCUUUGACAGUGAUGAGGAGGAGGGAGAAGCGCUCUACUGUGUCCCUCCAAGAGAAGACAUCCCAGCAGUGGCAGGCGGUGAGUUCCAGGAGAUGAGCUCAAAGUGUAACAUGUUCUUAGAUCCAUCUGGCUUCAGCAGCGAGGACAUCACCUCACCCUUCAACAUACCUCGCACCUCCAGCAUCGCUAAGUCCAAGCGGCCCUCUGUGUCUUUUGCAGAAGGCACUCGCUUCAGCCCCAAGGAGAGGCGUGGCUCUGCUCAGGACCCUGGCGCUGUCCCUCGCAACAAACCCAAAUCCAGCUGGGGGGUUUUGAUGCUCUCUGCUCUCCAAAGUCAGGGAAGUGUAGCUAAGCCUGGGGAUGAGGAUGCAGUUGAGGGUGAGGAGAGGGAAGAGGAAGUGGAUGUGCAGGCGACAGACAACCAGGAGUCAAACUGUGAGGCAGGGGGCCAGGAAGUAGACAGAAACUCAUCCAGAGCCACCUUGCAGGUCCCAGGGACAUCAGGAAGAAGACGGACUAUGUCCAACACAGCUGCACAUAAAGGGACCCAGAUAUCAACAUCAGGCUCUGAUGCUCAGGUGGGGGUCUCAAAUAAGGUGACCACAGUGUAUGUGACAGUGGGGAAGGCGGGUAGACCCGUAUCAGAGACCAGUUCCGAAGGCCCCGUUCAGGCCAUGCUGCGAAGACUCGGCAGCCUCCAGAGACAAAGAGAUCAGGAGUCUGGCAAAUCCAAAUCCAAGGGAGGUGAAGGGAUUACCAAACCACCCAGGAGAAAGCUUGGAGCUCGGGCGACUGUAUGGGAGCAGGGAGGGCCAUCUGGAGGGGAGGUUGGCAUAUGUAAGCCCAUCAGGAGGAAGCAUGCUUCCCACAACUCCUCUAACACAGCAGGUGCUAAUGACACUCCACCAUCAGAGGGCGGCACUCCCAAACGGCCACUGUCGUCCAUUUUGAAGAGCGUGCCAGAGGUGGCUUCAGCUGACUCAGGGUCAGAGCUGAGGGCUGAGGGUAACUCAAGGCCGGACUCCAGCAAAGGACAAACUGAGAGCAACUACCUGACCGUGGGGCCAGCAGGAGAUGCUGCAAGUCUCACAGAGGUCAUUGCCAACGAAGGAGCAAUGGUCAGUGUGAGUGAUGAACCCUGCUAUGAAAAUGUCAUGAUUAACCACUCGUAACCUCUGACUAACCACGUCAUCAGCAGGUCUGAUCUUAAUACAGAUGCAUAUUUAUUCCUCUGAGGUUAUCACUGUUACAGACACAAACUCUCUUUGAUUUAAGAGACCAUGAAUUCUUAAGUUACGGUGUUAUUGUUAACAGUUAUGUAAAAGUACAACUUACAGAUUGAUAUUUAUGCAACAUGUGUGAUCACAUAAUUACAUGGUCCUUUAGCCUGAACUCUAAGGAAUAUAGAUUACAUAAUGUCGGGUCUGGUAUUUGGCUAAUUUCUCCUAAGAACACCACUCAUUGCAUUCAUUACCUCCAGUUUCAUAUUAACACGAGUAUUGGGACAAUUGAGUGAUAAUAAGCGUUUUUAUUUUAUACAGUGAUGCAUGCUAUGUUAAGUGUAUACGUACAAUACAAGUACUGUAAUAACCGGGUCUUUGCCUGCUUCUUGAGUCAGUAGGAAUAAACAGACAAAAAGAC
Molecule: messenger RNA, 3689 nt
Organism: Seriola aureovittata
Lineage: Eukaryota; Metazoa; Chordata; Actinopteri; Carangiformes; Carangidae
Gene: scarf1
Product: scavenger receptor class F, member 1
Exons: 11
Coding region: 470-3220 (916 amino acids)
Molecular function (GO): scavenger receptor activity
Source: RefSeq, a predicted model, not a curated record